Molecule: messenger RNA, 505 nt
Organism: Cynara cardunculus var. scolymus (artichoke)
Lineage: Eukaryota; Viridiplantae; Streptophyta; Magnoliopsida; Asterales; Asteraceae
Product: transcription factor bHLH153-like
Exons: 5
Coding region: 22-360 (112 amino acids)
Biological process (GO): regulation of transcription by RNA polymerase II
Cellular component (GO): nucleus
Molecular function (GO): DNA-binding transcription factor activity, RNA polymerase II-specific; RNA polymerase II cis-regulatory region sequence-specific DNA binding; protein dimerization activity
Source: RefSeq, a predicted model, not a curated record
AAACUUGCACACCAGGAACAAAUGCAAGAAAUCGAAUGUGUAAGAGAAAGGGUGCCUAUGAGGAGAAGCCAAAAGCUAGCUGACAAGAUUACAGCCCUUCAAAAGCUUGUCUCUCCUUAUGGCAAGACCGACACAGCUUCUGUGCUUCAAGAAGCUCAUAUCUCUAUCAAGCUCCUUCAUGACCAGAUUCAGAACUUGCUGCAGAAGACACAGACUUCAACAAUCAAUGAUGGAUCACUCCAGUUUCAGGAGACAGAAACCGGCCUACACAACAGAGGCCUAUGUUUGGUUCCCAUAUCAACUCCUCAGAUCAACAGCCUAUGUGAAGGGAAGCAGAAUUUUAUGCCCAGAAGCUACUAGUAUACUAAUGCUAGUGAUCUAAUAGAAUCAACCUAACCAUUCCCCCGGCUAGAACCACUCGUAUCAACUAUAGCAUAAAAGAGAUGGUAGUACUUGUAUAGACGUGUAACUUUAAGAAACAGUCAACUGUAAGAGUUACCAAAGA